Brassica oleracea var. oleracea is the source of this 572-nucleotide messenger RNA. Its product is annotated as 60S acidic ribosomal protein P2-2-like. Gene Ontology annotation, cellular component: ribosome; cytosolic large ribosomal subunit. Gene Ontology annotation, biological process: cytoplasmic translational elongation. Gene Ontology annotation, molecular function: structural constituent of ribosome. Lineage: Eukaryota; Viridiplantae; Streptophyta; Magnoliopsida; Brassicales; Brassicaceae. The transcript is spliced from 4 exons. The record is from RefSeq and is a predicted model, not a curated record. The coding region runs from base 82 to 426 and encodes 114 amino acids.
UACCUUCCCUUCACUUGUUCGUCGCCGUCUUCACAAAAAAAUAUUAGCUUUCCGCCUCCAUCGAGAUCUCCACCAACUAAAAUGAAGGUUGUCGCCGCCUACUUGCUCGCCGCUUUGAGCGGAAAAGCUUCCCCAGCCAGUGCCGAUAUCAAACAAAUACUCGGAUCUGUUGGUUGUGAAUCUGAAGACUCUCAGAUUGAGCUUUUGUUGAAGGAAGUCAGUGGUAAAGACUUGUGUGACCUGAUUGCUACUGGAAGGGAGAAGUUGGCUUCCGUUCCAAGCGGUGGUGGUGGUGUUGCCAUGGCCUCUGCUCCUUCUGCCGGCGGUGGUGGUGGUGGUUCUCCUGCGGCUGAGGCCAAGAAGGAAGAGAAGAAAGAAGAGAAGGAAGAAUCCGAUGAUGACAUGGGUUUCAGUCUAUUCGAGUAAGGCAGUAAUGCUUGUUGGCUUAUGUUUUUGUAAUCCUUUUCCAUUUUAUGUUGUUGUUUCUUAGUUUGUACUGGAUGGGUUAUCUUUUUGACAUUUCUGCAUUUCUCUUGAGAUUUUUAGUUAAAUUCAUUAUCCUCGUGUCUCUU